Messenger RNA from Leucoraja erinaceus (little skate), 9020 nucleotides. RefSeq names its product Sad1 and UNC84 domain containing 1b (gene sun1b). The transcript has 23 exons. Gene Ontology annotation, molecular function: protein-membrane adaptor activity. Lineage: Eukaryota; Metazoa; Chordata; Chondrichthyes; Rajiformes; Rajidae. The coding region runs from base 2312 to 5131 and encodes 939 amino acids. Gene Ontology annotation, biological process: nuclear envelope organization. The record is from RefSeq and is a predicted model, not a curated record. Gene Ontology annotation, cellular component: meiotic nuclear membrane microtubule tethering complex; nuclear envelope.
GACCAGAUUCUCAAUCCUUCAUGCUUUGUGGAAACAGGGAGGCCAUUUUGGAAUACUGUUGUUGUUGGUUGAGAAAUACAUACGGCAAGUUGUGGAAGUUUGGAAUUAACCAGCAGUACACAUGGUUUAAAACCGAGGAUUACAAGGAUGUGUUCAAUGGCAAAACCCCCCCGGUGUCUGAAGAUGAGAAACUGAUCAGUGAACGAGGGAUACUUGGAUUUAUUGCCUUGUGAAUUUGCAUCAGGAGGUUAUACUGACAGGUUCUGUGAAUGCUGCGUGUGGAAACCUUUUGGAUAGAGACUGUUUACUACACUCGUGUUUAGCUGAUUUUUUUUAAUAAGCAUAUUCAUUAAUGCAUAAAUUGACGACAAACGAGAUUUCUAAUUUACUUGCUGAUUAUGGUUAAUCAGAUACUUGCCAUGUGCUGUUUAAUAUAAUAUUAGACAAAUGCAUCUAACAGUGUCUUUGCUCUGCAUGAGGAAAUUAUUUAAAUUUGCCUGUGUAUCUGUUAAUAUUUAGAUCUUUAUGCAUGUUUUAUUCUCUCGAUGCUUACCGAUGUACUGUGUUCAUCCUGUUAACCUGCUUUUAAUUGUCAUAUUGACCUCUGAAUUAAUUUGGGAAAUGGGAUAAUUUGUUUAUCAUUAGGAUCUUUUGGUUGGGGAAAUAUUAAAACAGCUGACAAGGAAAAUGUGUGUAAUUUGUCUUAAACAUAAACUAGAAUUGUCAGGCAUUUUACACGCCUUAAGAAUAUGGUAAAAGAUAGUGGCAUGGAUUAUUGCAGAAGAAAUAAUUUCAAGUUUGCUGAAUUUUAUGGGGUUUAUUUUUGACUCUUAGGUAGGGAUUAAUUUUUCAAUUCUAAUUUUUUCAGAAAUUAUAUUGAUGUCAAAUUGCCAAUAGGCAAUGCAUUUCUGAAAAGAGCAGUCUGCGAGUGGCCUAUCUUAUUUCUGUCAUAAAAUGUUUGGCUUAACCGGAAAUAAUACAGAGCCAGUGUAAUGAAUGACAGUUCUAUUUUGUGAUUGGUUAUCAGCUGUCACUGCUUUCCUGUCCAUUCUCACAAAUUAACAUUUGAAUUUGAUGAAACAUUAACAUGCAAGUUAUUGUUCAUCUAAACUAAUUUCUGCCAUCUGUUUUGUAGAGAUUUAGGAACGAGAAAUUUGAUAAGUAUAAUGAAAAUAAUCCCUUGCAUUCAUCAGCAUUGGCUACUUGCCCAUUUAAGUACUAUGGCCCAUUUAAAGAAAAAGUGGGUUCUAAUAUAAAGUUGUUCAUUUUGAAUCAUCAUUAUACAACAUCACUGAGCUUAAUGUUGCCAAAUGCAUCAGUUAAUGAUUCAUUGUGUUGUAUUCAAGAUAUAGUGCAUUAUUGCUACGCAGAGUUUCAAUAAUGAACUGGGAAGGGGAUGUAGGCUUAGUGGUGGAGCACAUGCUUUGCAGGUAUGAGGCUCCGGGUUCAAUCCCCGGCAUCUCCACUCUUUGGGCGGUCACAGGGCGCAGCAGUAGAUUUGCUGCCUUGUAGCGUCGAGACCCGGGUUCGAUCCUGAGUACGGGUGCUAUCUGUACGGAGUUUGUACAUUCUCCCCAUGACCUACGUGCGUAUUCUCCAAGAUCUUCGAUUUCCUCCCACACUCCAAAAACGUACAGGUUUGUAGGUUUAUUGGCUUGGUUUUUGUAAAAAUUGUCCCAGGUGUGUGUAGGAUAGUGUUAAUGUGUGGGGAUCGCUGGUCGGCGCAGACCCAGUGGGCCGAAGGGCCUGUUUCCGCGAUGUCUCUAAACUAAACCCAAAUGAUUGGCUAGAACAUUAAAUUAGGAUCAUUGUCAUAAAUAUUUGUGGCAGCGGAGGCAUAUCUUGUGAAGCUCUCUGUAUGAGAAGAGGUUUUUCUGGUCCCUAUAAAUGUUCCUGCUCCAUGCUCAAGCUAUUAACAAAGUUGGUUAAAGUGUCUUUCUUUGGCAUUCACUCAGAGGAGAAACUGUUGGAAUCUAUAACCAUGCUAUUGUGACACCACGCUACUCAGCUGAAAGGCUGCCAGAUUUUAAGGUUGGCUAGGUAAAAAUGUAUUUUUCAAAUUGGAGGAAGAAACAACAAAUCGCCAGUAUAGGAAUAAAUCUGUUUGCCUUCCUUUUGAUUAUGGAUAGGUGAUAUGCCUGCUUUAAUGGAUGUAGAAUAACAUGCGUUGGGGUGAAGAGAGGUGAGGAUGUUGUGAUGUAAUCUGUGAAAAUUAAUGAAUUUUCUGACCUCCAGUGCCAGAGAUUGCAUGUUCUCCCUGUGAUGAUGGGUUUUCUUCGGGUACUCCAGUUUUCUUCCACAUCCCAACGACAUGCAUGUUGUAGAACAGUUGAGCAUGGAUUUUUCUCGACUGCACACAUACACUCCUCCUCAAUAUGUGCCAGAGAACACUGGCUAUACUUACGCGCUCAGUUCCAGCUAUUCUGCAGAGGCAGUAGACUUUGAAAGCACACAUAGAUUGCAUCCAGUAUACGAUUCACCAAGAAUGUCUCGACGCAGAUUGCGGCCUGUCAGUACGGAAUAUUACUCUGCAGAAAACUUGCACAAUGAGAGCAUUGGCAGCAAUCACUCUUUUGCAGGCAGUGUUUCAUCCUAUAAAGAAUCUUCAUCGAGAAGUGCAAAACAACAGCAGCAGAAGCACAGAAGCGUAUCCAAGCAGACUGUAUCCGUGUCAUGUACUCCAAGAAAACGCACGAUGGAGUCUUCAGUUAGCGGUCAGAGCAGCAUCCUGAGCUGUGCAAGUGAUGUAUCAAUGAUAUCGACAGUGUUAGAUGAGUCUUCAAUACGGGAAAAAACAGAAUUGGAUCACUUCUGGGGACUGGAUGAGGAUGAUGGAGACAGUAAAGGAGGAAAUACAACUUUGAUACAAGCAAAUGGGGACAUACUAACAGGAGAGAUGCAGAUGGCAAUGUUCAAUGGUUACACCUGCACUGACUGCAGCAUGCUUUCUGAACGAAAAGAUGUUUUGACGGCACACUGUGCCUCUCAUGCAACUACUUCUACCGUGUACUCCAGGAGCAGAAACAAAGACAAAUCAAGAGGAGUGAUGUUCACAAGUCACGCACAUCGACUGGCAAAGUAUGCUGUAUCUACUACUGCCGCUUGGCUUUUACAACUUUAUCAAACAAUAUUGUUGAAGACUGGUUUUUGCUCCCGAAGUACAUCCCAUUCAAGUUACUGUGGACGAAUGAAUGUAAAAGAAUUGAUUACUGGGGAUGGACACCUGCAUAUAAAUGGGGAGUCCUUGUGUGAUGACUGUAAGGGGAUGCAACACGAUACAUAUAAAUCCACUGACAUGGAGUCCACAAAGUACAUGAAGCAUACACAAGUCACACGGACUAUCUGGCUGGUCUUUUCUUAUGCAGGCUCAUUGUUGCUGCAAAUUAUCCAGGCUGUUGGUGCUGUUGCCUGGUUUGUAUCCAGGAAGGUCUUGUCUAUUCUGUGGUUGGCCAUUGUAUCUCCAGGAAAGGCUGCUUCUGGAGCAUUUUGGUGGCUUGGGACUGGAUGGUACCAGCUGAUUACUUUAAUGUCCCUUCUUGAUGUAUUCUUGCUCACCAGGUGUCUUCCCAGAUUACUUAGAUGGCUGUUCUUAUUGAUUCCAUUUCUUCUUCUAUUUGUUGGCCUGUGGUACUAUGGACUGGCAGGCUUGUGGUCAUUGUUGCCAAUCUUCAAUGGAACGGCGUUACAAACAGCACUGCUUUCAAAAGAAAUUGUACCAAAUGUUCAAACAAAUGAGGAGAUUCCAAGUUCUCCACCGAUUACCCUGAAUACUGGACACUCUUUUGAUUGGAGUCGUGUGGCAGAGUUGGAAAAGCAGGUUGCCGUUCUGAAUGGCAAGUGUGAUCAGACCACCCACACUGCAGACGUUCAUUACAGUCAGCUUAUUGGUUUGUUAGAGAAGCUACAGGAGCAGGUCAGAGAGAUGAGCGAUAAAGAGAGAAUCUCCAUCCUCAUCAGAAACUUGAUCAGCCAGCAUUCAAAUGUGCUGCGAGAAGAGAUAAAGUUGGAAACAAGUGAUCAUUCCCAGAACCAGUUUUUAGUUUUGCAGCAGAAGCAUGAGUUACGAAUUGCUGAACUGGAGUUGAUGUUUCAGAGCUUGUCUAACAGAUCAGAGGAGAUGUACAAAGAGGUGGAGUCAACAAAGGAUACAAUGGGAAGCAGCGAGAAAGAGGAACAGUACCAGCACCUUGAAUCUGAACUGAAAAGAUUAGAUAUAGAAUUAUCCACCAUAAGGUCAGAAUUGUCAAGCAUGCAAGAGCUAAAAGCAUCCUGUGCAAAGAUGGAUGGAAUUCAAGGAAGCGUAGACAGUCAGGUCAAAGAAUUGGUCAGUUUGCUGGUUUUUGGGGGCAAGCAAACUUCACCCGAGUCCUUCAAGGAAUGGCUGUCCUCUCAAUUUGCCAGUCACAGUGAACUUCAGAUCCUUUUGAAAGAUUUGGAAAUGAAAAUCCUUACAAAUCUUACUCGACACUGGAUCGAGACAAAACAACUGCCAGAUGCACGGGUAGCUGCUUGUGCAGUGAAUAAUGCUGGGAUCAGUGGCAUUUCAGAGGAGCAAGUACAUGUAAUAGUGGGCAAUGCUUUAAAACUGUACAGUGAAGAUAGAACUGGAAUGGUGGAUUUUGCUUUGGAAUCUGGAGGUGGUAGCAUCUUGAGCACACGUUGUUCUGAAACCUAUGAGACUGCAACGGCCGUGAUGAGUCUUUUUGGAGUUCCACUUUGGUAUUUCUCUCAGUCACCUCGAGUAAUAAUUCAGCCAGAUAUUCAUCCUGGAAACUGCUGGGCAUUCAAAGGAUCCCAAGGUUAUUUGGUUAUUCGGCUUUCUGUGGAGAUCUAUCCUUAUGCUUUCACUCUGGAGCAUGUACCAAAGUCUCUUUCACCAGCGGGCAACAUUAGCAGCGCACCCAAAGAUUUCAGUGUUUACGGUCUAGAGGAUGAGUAUCAAGAGGAAGGUGCAGUUUUUGGAAAAUACACAUAUGACCAGGAUGGAGAAGCAAUACAGACUUUCUUCAUCGGGGAGAAAAGCUUGAAGAAAUACCAAAUAAUUGAACUCCGAAUAUUCUCCAACUGGGGACAUCCGGAGUAUACAUGUCUCUAUCGGUUCAGAGUACAUGGUGACCCUGUGAAUCAGUGAAGUGUCGAUUGUACUCGUAUUGUAAAAAAGAUUGUGUAUAUACUGGAAGGUUCGGGGCUAAUUCUGGACUCUGGAAUUUGUUCUUGGGAACUAUGGCAUGAAUAACGCAUAUUGUUGAAUCGCCUACUAUCGGACGCUUUCCAAAAACUGCCAGCUGUACUGUUAACGGCUUUGUCAUCUUUUUUAGAGCAUUUCUUUGUCUCAAUUUUAUUUUGGUGAAAGUCUGGUGUUUGUGUCGUGAAACAGCAGUAUCGAAUGCCUUUCUAUUUGGAAAGGGGGUGCGGGGUGGAACUUGUACAGAGCAUUUUUAUUAGAUAUUGGAUAAUGCUUAUUUGUAUAUUGCACAAAAGUCCUUGUAUUUGUAAAAAGGAAGAUUCAGAAGGUAUGAACUUGUAUUAACCAAUAUAAUCAUAUAUUUAACUUUCGGCAUAAAACCUGUGGCCUAUGUAGAAAGACUUGGAAUAUGAAAUGCACUCUUUGUAAACUAUAUGAAACUGGUCAUAUUUCAGCCUGUAAAGUGGAAUUAGGGAUUUGGGGAAAGGAACUUUGUGAAUAAUUAUAUUUAUUUUUCAAGAGCAACACAGGACUUUGUGCAAUGUAUUUUUGUAAAUUUUUUCACACUUUGUCUCGAAGUGUUUUUAUUUUCUUAGCCGUCGCAGAACUGACAAUGCUAUUCGGAUGUUUAAAUAAAGAAUUUAAAUUUUUUUUGAGGCUGCAUGUACUUGAGAUGCGUAAUAAAGAGUAAACUUACUUUUGUGUAAACUUUAUACUUGGAUAUGCUAAAUUUCCAAUAGUUACAAGCUCUUUAGAUGCUGCGUAUCUAAUUUAGGGUCCAGUUUAAGAAUAAACUGAUCAGUAAACUUCAAAGUUAUCAUCUGAGACAUUACUGGAGUGGAAGGUAAAGCAUAAAUACUGAGGAAUAUUUUUCAGGGAUGCAGAAAAAAAACAAGGAAAAUUCAACACAAGCUGAAUGUUCUUGGGCUUUAAGUUCUGCUAUCUUUUUAGUAAUUGUGGAUUAUGUGAAGGUUUAGAAAAUAAUACAACAGUUGAGUGGGUUAGGCCCAUCUUCAGAGGAGUUUGGAAGAAAAAGCAGUGAUAUUAUUGAAUUGUAAAAGAUUAAGAGAGUUUGACAGGAUGGAUGCUGAGAGAAUGUUUCCGUCAUGGGAAACGAAGACUAGGAGGAAAACUUUCUCAAUAAGCAGUUGCCUUUUUAAGAGUGAAAUGUGGAAGAAUUUCUUGAGGUUUGUGAAUCUAGAAUUUCCCUACAAAAGAGAGCUGUAAAAGUUGAGUCAUUGAAUAUAUUCAGGACUGAAAUAGAUUUUAGUUCUCUCCGGAGAUGAAAUUAAGCAGGAAAGUUGAAUUAAGGUCAAGAAUGUGUCAACCGUGAAUAGCGAAGAAGAUUUGAGAGCCUAAAUAGCCCAUGCAUGCUCCUAUUGGUAUUAACACAAAGUGCUGGAGGAACUCAGCAAGUCAGGCAGCAUCUCUGGAGGGAAUGGACAGGCAACCCAGAACGUUGUCUAUCCAUUUCCCUCCACAGAUGCUGCCUGACCUGCUGUGCCCCUCCAGCACUUUGUGUUUGGCUUGAGAUUCCAGCAUCUAGUUUCCAGUGUCUCUUAUUUGUAAUGGUCUUUCCACAAUGUCUGCAUUGGAAGAUACUGCAGUUGACAAUGUUUUGAUCAGAAUCGUGCAGCAAAUCAGAUUGAGCUUGAGUACAACGGUUGUGUAGCGCACACGGAUAACCUCGAUGGGAAAAUGGCAUGGAGGGUACAAGAAUCAUUGAGUAAAUAGGUUAGGAACCACCAAAUUGGAAUUAUUUCCGCAUCGUGAGUUGGUAUGCUUUAAAGACCUAUGUACUCUUUUGUGAUGACCAAAGUACAUGUUAGAUGCAGUGUAUCAAUUAUUUAUCCACUGAAAGCACUACAAAAACCUGCACAGGGAAAGUGGAUGGCACCAAUGACCAUGCCACUGUUGGAAAAUUGUGACAACAAACUUGUUCUAGAAUAAAUAAGACGUUUGCCCUUCUUGAAGCGCUACUGACUACUGAGUGGUUGCAUGGGUUGUGGCUGCCCCUUGGUGCUGCACCCAAUUGGCCAUUAUUUGUAUGGAGUGAUUGGAGAAGUUGGGAUUUUUCUUGAGGUGAGACAGUAGAGAUUUAAUGGAAUGAUCAAAAGUGAGGGCUUUUGACAAAGGGAAACAGUUUCCUGUUUUGGGACAGUAACCAAAAGAUACCGAUGAAUGAUUAGCAAAAGAACCACGGAUAAGUUUACGUAAAUCAGUGUAAUGCAUUGACAGAAUGCACUGCCAGAAGGGUGUAGCUAAAUCUGAUUCUGUAAUAACAUACAAAAUGUUACAAAAGUAGUAAUUUAAAAGUGCAAGGCUAUGUGGAAAAGUGGAAUUAAUUGGAUACCUUGGAUCAGAAGUUGACACAAACAUGGAGAUCUAUGUAGCUGCUUUCUGUACAGAAUGUAUUCUGAUUGUAUGUAUCAGCCAGAACGAGGAGGGAACCAAUCUCCCCAGCUGCUUCAUAAAAAAAGCUUCCAUGCUUUCUAAUUGGAUUUAAGGGGCAGAAACACUGGGUGCUUUUUCUGGGCUGACAAUUUUGUACUUCCCUUGCUUGGGCCAGCUAAGUGGGGUGUUAUAUCUAGCAUCUUAAUGCCUAGUUUAAUGUUUUCCAGGAGAGUCAUUACAAAGCAAUCAAGUGAGCACAAUUUUACUCGUAUUUUGAUUAUGUUGUUAAAUACUUAGACCAGGCAGAGAGAUAGCAGUUACUUUGGAAGUUGUACAUUCCUAUGUUCCGGAAACCAGCUUUGACCAAAAUUUGCUUCCUUGAGAUGCGUGGAUUUCUCUCCAUUUCUAUGGAAAAACAUUGGGACCUGAUGGAGGAUUUGAGACAAAAACUUGGAUUCUAGUUUAUGCUUUACUGCAUAGUGUUGUGAUUUAAAUGCAAGCACUACUGAACGUUUAACAGUCCACUUUUAGAUCCUUGAAUGUGUUGUUACCUAAUGAAAUAAAACUGAUGCUAUUUGCCUAAGAUUUGUACAGGAAUAUAUAAUCACAGCCAAAUGUUAUCUCUUGAUUGUUGGUUACAAUGAAACUUGCUGGUGGGAUGUACUUAAUGUUAUUUGAUGUGAAAACUAUUUACUGCCGCUGAAAUUGAACCUGUGGUUGAGGUGGCUUGUGCGCAGAGAACUGCAAUUCCAGCACUAGGUGAAAGGAAACUGGUACUCUUGGUUAUUUCAAUCAAUCUGACCAUUGGUGUUCAGGCAAUGAGCUGAUGUUCCUGCCCAAGAGAAAUGGACAGCUGCAAAUUGAUACCUCAAACAUCUCCGCAAGGUAUUCUGUACGUUUCUAAAUGUUUCUAAACAAUUUCCGAUUGUUGCUGCAAGUACUGACAAGUAUUUGGGGAUUCUCCUUUUUGGAAUGCAACACAUCGAAGAAAUCACGACCUUCCAAGCAAGGAACAAAUCGGGAGACGACACGCCCUCAUUCAGAUAUGCCUCUAAGUUCUCUGAGCAGCGUUGUGCUCGUAAGCAUCUGGCAAGGAAUAAUUUGUUGGCAUCUUGGGGGCUGUUGAGAUAAGAAUGAGCUGAAUUUCCCUGAUUCUGAAUGAGGAAUAUCUGCCCUUCAACGUGCAGUUGAUGAAAGUUGGCUUGGGCCCAAAUCUUGACAUCUCCAUUUUCUAAAGCUGUUUAUUACUGGACUUGAUAAAUCUGGACUGUUGUGUGCUGCCACCUUUUGGACUACCAUGAUAUCAGCUCCAUUAAACAGACCUUGCAGGAGGAAGAUGGAAAGAAUAGUGACAGAAUCACCUGUGGUCAUGAUGAGUCUCGGAUCUGUGAUGAAGUUUAAUUAAGUUUGAAGGUUUUAUAAAUCUAUAUUGUUGCCUGGU